UUGAUGAAAGGGUAUGUUUGUGAAAUCACACAGUGGAAACAACUUUUGACUUCCAUGAUAUUGAUGGGUAGGGAGAUAGACUUAGUUACCCCCAUUAUUUCUUUUCCUUCUUUGCAUUUGAUUUGAGUGCCCUACCUUACCUAUCAAUAUGGCACAAAACUAAAGCCCUUUGCUCUUAUCUUAAUUUGGUCAUUUCCCCUUUUUUUCCAUGUGGGUGACAAUCAUUUCCUCAUAAGCUCUUGAUAUUGACCGCUUUUAGCUCAGCUCGGAAUUUCAUGAAGCUGCAAAAUGUGACUGGUUAAUGAAUGAUUCUCAUCGUGCACAAUGUUAUUCUGUCUAUGUUUUCCUUUCCGUCUCCUUUUUGAAACUCCUCAGAAGGGUUUAUGAUGCUUGUUUGCACAUGGGCAUUAUAGUUUCUGGUAGAAGCCAAGCUAUCUGGGGAGUUUCAGGUUGUGCUUUAUGUGAUAAACGCCAAAUCUUCUACUCACAAGAUGCGUAGCUCACUGGUUGUGCAUUCUGUCUUAACCCAAAGUGAUUCUUUCUCUAAGCCAUCACACUCUGGCAGGAAUUCUUGCGACUCAGAAAUACAGUUGGAUACAGUGGAUGAACUUCAGAGUGAUAAAUCAUCCUUUAAGGAGUGCAAUCUUGGAGAUGAGACUGGAAAUUUUGGAUUGUGCACUAAAAGCAAUACUUAUCCUUCCAGGUUCCAGCUUGAACAGGAUGUAAACAGAUUGCAACAGCAGUUGCAAGAAGAGAUGGAAUUGCAUGCUGUUCUGGAAAAGGCUAUUGAGAAAAAUGCUAUGAAAUUGUCAAGUCCAUCACAUCUCCCUCACCAGGCUCAAGAGCUCCUGUCUAAUAUUGCAUUAUUGGAGGUCACAGUUUCAAAACUUGAACAAGAGAUGGUGUCUUUGCAUUUCCAACUUAGCCAAGAAAGAAAUGAACGGAGGCUUGCAGAAUAUCGAUUGAGGCAUUCAUCUUUUCCAUCAAUACCUCGUUGCUCCUCUGAUAUUCUUAAUAAAUUGAUUUCACCGUCUUUGAGGUGUUCAAAGCAUUCCAUUUCUAUAGUGGGUGAUGCCUGCGAAGAUAACUCCAGCCAGGAGCUGCAAGAUCAACCAUUGGAAUCUACUGACAAAUAUGAAGAGUCAAUGAUAGAGAAUGGAGUAGACGCUGUUGUACUUUACCACAACAAGAAAAUGUCUAUGAAAAUAGAUUCCAAAUCUGUUCAAGCUGUAGAGUUCAGGAAGCUUCCUAAAGGGAUGCCAACAAAGGGCCUUUGGGAUCAUCCUAAUCAAUUAUCGGAAGAGAUGAUGAAAUGUAUGAAAAAUAUAUUCAUUUCUUUGGCGGAUUCUGCUAUACCAUCCAAAUCAUCUGCGUCAGAGAGCCACUGCUCACCUCUAUCACCACGUGGGCAUCUUUCCAAUUUAUCUUGGUGGUCAUCAUCUGAGAGGUCAAUGAUUUCAUCAUGGGUGCAGAGCCCACAAGUUGAUGUAAAGAGUAACUCUGAAGUGUUGGCUUCAGAGAAUGCAUGUGAUCCCUAUAGGGUGCGUGGAAAACUAAGUUGGGCAGACAUUGGAAACUAUGGAUUAGCAACUGAAGUUUCUUGGAUGUCAGUUGGGAAGAAGCAGUUAGAAUAUGCUGCAGGGGCACUGAGAAGGUUCAGAACACUUGUUGAGCAACUGGCCAAAGUGAACCCCAUCCAUUUGAGCUGCGAUGAGAAGCUUGCUUUCUGGAUCAACUUAUAUAAUGCUCUGAUCAUGCAUGCUUAUUUGGCAUAUGGAGUCCCAAGGAGUGAUUUGAAGCUCUUCUCUUUGAUGCAAAAGGCAGCAUACACAGUAGGGGGACAUUCUUUCAGUGCAGCUGCUAUUGAGUAUGUGAUUCUAAAAAUGAAACCACCACUCCAUCGGCCACAAAUUGCUUUGCUUCUUGCCCUGCACAAGCUGAAGGUAUCAGAUGAACAACUGAAGUCCACUGUUGAUAUAUAUGAACCACUUGUAACAUUUGCUCUCAGCUGCGGAAUGUAUUCUUCCCCAGCGGUGAGAAUCUACACUGCUAAGAAUGUGAAAGAAGAACUUCAAGAAGCACAACGCGAUUUCAUUCGAGCUUCAGUUGGAGUUAGCAGCAAAGGGAGGUUACUAGUCCCCAAAAUGCUACACUGCUUUGCCAAAGGCUUUGUGGAUGAUGCAAAUUUGGCUGUAUGGAUAUCACAUUACCUUCCGCCUCAUCAGGCUGCCUUUGUUGAACAAUGCAUUUCAAAGAGAAGGCAGAGCCUUCUUGGUUCACGCAACUGUGGCAUUCUUCCAUUUGAUUCAUGCUUCCGUUAUCUAUUUCUGCCUGACAAAAUUCCUGUAUGAUGCUGUAUUUUAGUACAUGAUUUGUGUCCGUAUAUACCUUGCUUGCUUUGGUCUAGCAGGUCAAUAUGAAGAUAGUAUUGGCUCUAGAUGAUGCUAAAGAAACCCAAAAUUUUAGGUUGCAUCAUCCAUGUGAAGCCUAACCUCCUUGAGAAUAACAAGGAUGGUUGCAGUUUUGGUCUCCUGCCUUAUAGACCAGUAACAUCUCUCAAGCGUGUCGUACAUUUUGUUCAUGGAUAAAAGAGGAGUUCACAUAUAGUACUUGUAGGCCAUUGUUGCGUAUUGCUUAAUCAAGUAUAGUUAAAUAAUAAUGGUACAAUACUAAUUCAGUUUCUCAUAUUGCAAAUUCACAAGCAUAAAUGAGCUUGUAUGUUAAAUCAUGUAUCGAGUUCUUGUAUAAAGAGAACAAAGGAUAUCUUGUACGCAACUAUUAGUUGGUCUUUCAGUACAGUACCAUUCAGCCAUUAUGGGAUAAUGUCAUACUUUCACA
This is a messenger RNA of Quercus robur (English oak), 2838 nucleotides long. RefSeq lists its product as uncharacterized. Bases 492 to 2351 code for a protein of 619 amino acids. Lineage: Eukaryota; Viridiplantae; Streptophyta; Magnoliopsida; Fagales; Fagaceae. The record is from RefSeq and is a predicted model, not a curated record. The transcript is spliced from 13 exons.